GCCAGCACGGGAGUCACAGAAAAAAUGGGCCCAGUGUCUUAAUGCCCACGUCACAUCUACGGUCCUCAACCCUGCACUUCAUAAAAACCUUCUUGGUUUCAAUGGAGGUCCCCAUUGUCGGGUGACGUCUGACUGAACUCUGUCGGGUUGCUUUUUUUUUCCGAUCUCGCAACUCGGACCUCCCAGUUGUUCAAAGGUGGGUUCAAGAACACCUUCUUGGUCGCCGAAAGUAAAUCGGACUUCCUUCCCAUCUGUGGAAGAAGAAAAACAACGACGAGGAAGUACCUACGGCAUUUAGUAACUCACGGACAUGGCACCUAAGGAAGGCAGUGAAGGAAAGAAGAAUGUCGAAACAGACUACAGGACGCCCGGAUUGAGGCGUGCACAGACUACCACACUGUUCAGAGCUGUCAACCCCGAACUCUUCAUCAAACCCAAUAAACCAGUGAUGGCAUUUGGACUGAUUACUAUCACCUUGUGUGUUGGUUAUCUGGGGUACCUCCAUGCUACGAAAGAAAACAACCAGCAGCUUUAUGAGGCCAUCGACAGCGAAGGAGAGAAACUCAUGAGGAGGAGCAGUUCCAAGUGGGGAUAAUCGCAGCCCGUGGAUGUGUGAGAACAAUAUAAACUAAAAAGAAAAAAAAGACCGGACUGAUGCGUUUCAAUGCCUCAUUGAAAUUGGAACCAUAUUGUACCAUGGUUAUGAUGUAUAAAGAUAAUAAAUUAUUUUAGGAUUA
Hippocampus comes (tiger tail seahorse) is the source of this 737-nucleotide messenger RNA. It is a transcript of the gene smim8, whose product is annotated as small integral membrane protein 8. The record is from RefSeq and is a predicted model, not a curated record. Lineage: Eukaryota; Metazoa; Chordata; Actinopteri; Syngnathiformes; Syngnathidae. The coding region runs from base 311 to 595 and encodes 94 amino acids. The transcript is spliced from 2 exons.